Molecule: messenger RNA, 2117 nt
Organism: Ochotona princeps (American pika)
Lineage: Eukaryota; Metazoa; Chordata; Mammalia; Lagomorpha; Ochotonidae
Gene: SNAP23
Product: synaptosome associated protein 23
Exons: 8
Coding region: 187-822 (211 amino acids)
Biological process (GO): exocytosis; synaptic vesicle priming; synaptic vesicle fusion to presynaptic active zone membrane
Cellular component (GO): plasma membrane; synaptobrevin 2-SNAP-25-syntaxin-1a-complexin I complex
Molecular function (GO): SNAP receptor activity; syntaxin-1 binding
Source: RefSeq, a predicted model, not a curated record
AAACAAGGUCUGUGGUAUGCCUCUCAUUCUAGGCUCCUUUAAAAGCACAAAAUGGAAGAACUGCUUCAUAGACAAGCUCAGGGCCAUAGUCCAAGUAAAAACCUAUAGAAGACGGAAGUCAUAUACUGGAGAAUAUCAAGAAUAUCCGCAUUUCCAUUCCUACUCCUGAGAAAGUUUUGAGUCAUCAUGGACAAUCUGACAUCUGAAGAAAUUCAGCUGAGGGCUCACCAGGUUACUGAUGAGUCUCUGGAAAGCACAAGAAGAAUCCUGGGUCUAGCCAUUGAGUCUCAGGAUGCAGGAAUCAAGACCAUCACAAUGCUGGAUGAACAAGGAGAACAAUUAAACCGCAUAGAAGAAGGCAUGGACCAAAUAAAUAAAGACAUGAGAGAGGCAGAGAAGACUUUAACAGAACUCAACAAAUGCUGUGGCCUUUGUGUCUGCCCAUGUAAUAGGACAAAGAACUUUGAGUCUACUAAGGCCUACAAGAGCACAUGGGGAGACAGCGGAGAGAGGUCACCUGAUGGUGUGGUGUCGAAGCAGCCAGGCCGGGUAACCAACGGUCAGCCUCAGCAGCCAAGCACUGGGGCUGCCAGCGGGGGAUACAUUAAACGUAUCACUAAUGAUGCCAGAGAAGAUGAAAUGGAGGAGAACCUGACUCAAGUGGGAAGUAUCCUGGGAAAUCUAAAGAACAUGGCCCUGGACAUGGGCAAUGAGAUUGAAGCUCAAAAUCGACAAAUAGACCGGAUCACAGAAAAGGCUGACACCAACAAAGAUCGUAUUGACAUUGCCAAUGCCAGAGCAAAGAAACUCAUUAACAGCUAAAGCUACUUACUGUACUUCUUGAUCAUUAUUCACUUCUCUGGCACCUCCUCCAAAGUCAUUGCUUUUCCAUAGUUUGACAUUUUGAUUCUGUGCUCUUGUAAGGGGACAUAAUGUAAAAGAAGGGCCAAGAGAGUCACAGCCCCCAGAUUUUUCAUUUUCUGUUUUCCUUGAGGGUAGAUUUCUGCUCCAACCGUCUAGUAUUUUCUCAGUUCAUACUUAGGUUGGUCUUUACAUGUCACAUACAGUGUUUUUAUCCUUCUGAUUUACUUCAGCAUGUUCUCUUGCUUUCAAGAUUUGGAAGCAUUGCCAAAGAUCCAUGAAGAAGGCAGCUGAAGAGGUGGUUUUGUUUUUUGGUUGGUUGGUUUUGCUUUUUGUUUAGUGGUGGAAGAAGAAAUGAGAGAUAGAGGUUGUUAUCUCAUUAAACACCUGCAGGCCAUGAAGAAAAAUAUUGCAGAGUCACAGUAAAGAUAUAGUUGGGUAUAAUUUUUAAUUUAAGUUGCAGUAAUUGCUGGUUUAUGCUGGUAUUUGGUGUUGGAGCUCUUACACACAAUAUUUUUGUCAUAUGCAAGUAGAAUCUUGAAACCUCUGCUCCAAAGAGAAUAGUGUGAAUUUUCUUAAAGUGAGCUUAAUUUCUAAAUUCUAAAUGAUUCGCAUAUGUACAUAGAUUUUGUGAUUCUGUUUCAUAUUGCACCAUUCAGGAACACUCUGUAUAAAUGAAUGGCUUUUAUUUUCAUAUUUUUAGUAUGUCAUGGUCCCAUACUUGGCAUAUUAACUUCAUAAAUAUGUUAUUAGUCUCUGAGGAAAACAAUAUGUAAAUAUAUAUCGUGUGAGAAUUUCGUAUAAUAGGGUUUAAAAUUUUUUGAAAAAGUUUGUCAGGUAUAUCAAGAGUGAAUUCAAAUUUACCUCAAUUCCAAGAAUUAUGUUUAGAUAGGGAAAAGGAAACUUACUUUGAUCUCAGGUUGAAAAUAGAUUGCUUUGAGUUUUAAGUAACUUUAGACUUCAAAAAAAGGUUAGAAUUUACUGUCUUACAAAAUGUAAUUUGGAAAAUUAUAUCCUUGGUUAACUGUUGGUGAUUGAAAUGUCAGUCUCUUAACCUUGUGUAUUAAAACUCUGCGUUGAGUCAAGGGUAUACAGAUCCUGAACAGUGUUUUGAGAAUCUAAUUGCUAUUUGUCACCUUUAUUUAAAAAUGAACAUGUACACUUCCCAUGAGUGUGACUUGGGUUGGCCAAUAAUGGCUGCUUGAUCCUCAUAAUUAAAUUGUGUCACUAGCAUAGUGGUAUUGUUCUUUGAAUAA